This is a messenger RNA of Odocoileus virginianus texanus, 760 nucleotides long. It is a transcript of the gene HMGN3, whose product is annotated as high mobility group nucleosomal binding domain 3. Lineage: Eukaryota; Metazoa; Chordata; Mammalia; Artiodactyla; Cervidae. Gene Ontology annotation, biological process: chromatin organization. Gene Ontology annotation, molecular function: nucleosomal DNA binding. The record is from RefSeq and is a predicted model, not a curated record. Gene Ontology annotation, cellular component: nucleus; chromatin.
CGGCGGCGGCAGCAUCCAGCGGCGGUGCCAGCAGUCCCAGCCCGUUGCUUUACUUUUCAGCUGCACGAAUACAGUCAUGCCGAAGAGAAAGUCUCCAGAAAAUACAGAGGGCAAGGAUGGAUCCAAAGUAACUAAACAGGAGCCCACCAGACGGUCUGCCAGGUUGUCAGCGAAACCUGCUCCCCCCAAACCUGAACCUAAACCAAGAAAAACAUCUGCUAAGAAAGAACCAGCAACAAAGGUUAGCAAAGGUGUUAAAGGGAAGAAGGAGGAGAAGCAGGAAGCUGGGAAGGAAGGUACCGCAGCACCGGCUGAAAAUGGUGACACUCAAGCUGAAGAGAUCCACAUCUCUCGCUCAACUGUUAAUGUCUCAGCCUCCAGAGGUACCCCACCCAGCACACUGUCAGUAAAGGGGCAGAUUGAAACAGUGAGAGUUAAGGGUACAGUAGACAAUUCUGCACGUUUGCAGUGACUAGCAUCAGAUAGUAGUGUGGUGGUGUUCUUUUUCUUUAAUCAUGAACUGCGGGAGCCCCGCAGGCAAAGCUUCUGUGGUCGUUUGCAAAGCAGAAAGCAACAAAUGCAGCCAAGUGUUCGUGUCAUAUAUCCCUGCCCUGUCUGUUUUUACACCCAGAGUUGACUCGGUUUUGUAGUAGAGCCGCUAAAAACAGAUGUUCCAAACUGUGCGUGUUGCUCGGGUGGAGUCUUCUUUGGCUUAUGGUAGUUUUAAUAGUAACUGUCUUUUUUGUCUUCCUUUCUUUUU